GCGUACAUACUGAAUGUUAAGCAAAGAGGAGCGAGCGAGAGCGACAGUGAGGCGGCAGCAGCAACAUGUAGCCACGCUGCGUGGACCACAGCUGCCCACCGCCUCAGCGUCUGCGUCUUCUCAGGGACGCGCGUCUGUCUCCGUGUCCGUCUGUCUGUGUGUGCGUGUUUGAGGGGCGGGUGACAUGACGUGUUUGGGCUGGGCUCCGAGGACGUGAUCCCGCCACUGUGAUCAGAGAGGAUGUCCGGCGGAGGAAUGGACGGAUGGAGUGAGAGAGCGGCACGAGACGGAGGAGAAGAAGGAGAAGAGCCUCGUGCGCACUGGUCACCCCGCCUCAUCAGGUGAAACGCAGCGACACCCCAGUCCCCCUUCCCCGUCCCCUCCCCUUCCCCCGCCCGAGGUCACGACCUUCUCUCCCAACCCCUGGCCGGCCUCACCUGCUAAACCCGAUCCGACAGCGACCACUGGCCCCGCCUUUACCCCAUGGUGGCCCCAAGGCCCGCCUCCCGCCUCUCACUGCUGUUGGCUGUCCUGGCCUGCACGGGGCCCGUGCGCCCCUCGCCCCCCCUGCUGCUCCGGCCCCGGGAGAGAGAGAGGGACUCGGGUGGCGUCAACAUUGCCGUGGUCCACUCUGGCUCCUCCCUGCUCCCGGAGACGGCCGCGGUGGGAGGCGCGGGGGCCGGCGAGUCGGGGCCGGGGCAGGGGCCCGGUCUCGGAAACGGCCCAGGUGGAGGUGAAAGGGGAGUGACAGAUACGGCCUCGCUGGCGGGAGCGGUGGCCAUGGCGGCGUUCUCCUCCUCCUACUCGCUGGCGGCGCUGGUCGGGGAGCCAGUGAUGACGCCGUCGGGCCAAGCUAACGUCAUCUACCUGGCGGUGAACGAGAGCAGCCCGGGAAGCCUCCUGCUGCAGCUGUGUGAGCUGCUGGCCACCACGCCACUGCAGGGUUUGGUGUUUGAGGAGGAGAGGCCACCGCCCCCCAACCGUGCCCCCCUGGCCCCGAUGCUGGAGUUUGUCUCGGCCCAGACCGGUGUUCCCGUGGUGGCGGUAGGGGGAGGGGCCAGCCUGGGAAGAGAGCCACAGGAGAGCGGCUCCAUCUACCUGCAGUUCACCUGCUCCACCUCGCUGCAGCUGGAGGUCAUCUUCGAGGUUCUGGAGGAGUACGACUGGACCGCCUUCUCGGUGGUCACCACGCGUCACCACGGUUACGAGGACUUCCUGGACAUGGUGGAGGGCAUGACGGAUGGCUCCUUCAUCGGCUGGGAGAGGAAGAGCGUGGUCAUUCUCAACGUCACCGACGACCCGGGGGGGGCGCGGACCAAGCGGCUUCUGAAGGACAACGAAGCUCAGGUCCGAUUGCUGUACUGCUCCCUGGAGGAGGCCGAGCUGGUGUUCCGGGCGGCCUGGGUGGCGGGGCAGGCCGGGCCCAGUCACAUGUGGUUCGCGGUGGGCCCGGCGCUGUCCGGACUGGGCCUGGAGGGGUUGCCUAAGGCCUUAUUCGCCAUCCGGCCUCAGGGCUGGAGAGACGAGCCUCGCAGGCGCAUCGCCAAGGGCGUCUCCGUGCUGACCCACGGGGCGAUGGCGCUGCGGCGCGACCACGGGACCGCCGGCCGGGCGCAGUAUGCCGGCAACUGCCAGAGCGACGGGAACCAGACCCAGCGUGUGGCGGACAGAAUCAGGUACUUCACCAACAUAUCCAUCGGGGGGCGGGACUACUCCUUCAACAACGACGGCUACCUGUCCAACCCACUGCUCGACGUCAUCUCCUACAACAACGGACGGGGCUGGGAGGAGGUGGGCUCGUGGGAGAACGGCCACCUGCGACUGCGCUACCACCCGUGGUCACGUUAUGGCUCCUUCCUGAAGCCGCUGGACGACGCCCAGCACCUGCGCGUGGUCACGCUGGAGGAGAGGCCCUUCGUGAUCGUGGAGCCGGCCGACCCGGGUACCAGCUCCUGCAUCCGGGACUCGGUGCCCUGCCGCAUGCCCCUCAACUCCAGUGUGGUGGUGGACGGCGGCGCCCCCAUGAAGCACUGCUGCAAAGGCUUCUGCAUCGACGUGCUCAAGAGGCUGGCCAAGAUCGUGGGCUUCACCUACGACCUCUACCUGGUCACCAACGGCCGACACGGCAAGAACAUCGACGGGGAGUGGAACGGCAUGGUGGGGGAGGUGGUGUCCAACAGGGCCGACAUGGCCAUCGGCUCGCUCACCAUCAACGAGGAGCGGUCGGAGGUCGUGGAGUUCUCUGUUCCCUUCGUGGAGACGGGCAUCAGCGUCAUGGUUUCCCGCAGCAACGGCACCGUGUCGCCGUCUGCUUUCCUCGAGCCGUACAGCCCCGCCGUGUGGGUGAUGAUGUUCGUCAUGUGUUUGUCGGUGGUGGCCGUCACAGUCUUCAUCUUUGAGUUCUUCAGUCCGGUCGGUUACAACCGCAGCCUGCAGAGCGCCAAAAAGUCAGGCGGAUCCAAGUUCACCAUCGGCAAGUCUGUUUGGCUUCUGUGGGCGUUGGUCUUCAACAACUCAGUGCCUGUGGAGAACCCCAGAGGAACCACCAGCAAAAUCAUGGUCCUGGUGUGGGCCUUCUUCGCUGUCAUUUUCCUGGCGUCCUACACCGCCAACCUGGCCGCCUUCAUGAUCCAGGAGGAGUACAUCGACACCGUGUCGGGGCUCUCGGACAAGAAGUUCCAGCAGCCCACCGAGCAGUACCCCCCCCUCCGUUUUGGCACCGUGCCCAACGGCAGCACCGAGGAGAACAUCCGUUCCAACUAUCCCAACAUGCACCAGUACAUGAUCCGAAACAACCAGAAGGGGGUGGAGGAGGCCAUUGAUAACCUCAAGACAGGGAAACUGGACGCGUUCAUCUACGAUGCCGCAGUGCUCAACUACAUGGCCAGGAAGGAUGAAGGCUGCAAGGUGAUGACCAUCGGCUCCGGCAAGGUGUUUGCCACCACGGGCUACGGCAUCGCCCUGCACAAAAACUCCCGCUGGAAAAGGCCGCUGGACCUGGCGCUGCUGCAGCUGGUGGGAGACGAUGAGAUUGACAUGUUGGAGCGUCUCUGGCUGUCUGGAAUCUGCCACAACGAUAAGAUCGAGGUGAUGAGCAGUAAGCUGGACAUUGACAACAUGGCGGGGGUCUUCUACAUGCUGCUGGUGGCCAUGGGGCUCAGUCUGCUGGUGUUCGCCUGGGAACAUCUGGUCUACUGGAAGCUGCGACACUGUGUGAAGAGAUCCGGCGGCAUGGACUUCCUCUUGGCUCUCAGCAGGGGGAUGUACAGUUGCUGUCAGUUUGAGGAUGAGACAGUGGCAGGGGGCAGAAAAAGUUCUCUGCCACAGUACCACACGGUCACCAACAUGCCCACCGUGGCCCAGCAGCACUUGGUUACAGCCACAGUGAACAACACCACUGCCAUCGCCAUGGUGCAGCAACAGCCUCCGAAGCACGCCCAAAAGCAACCACAAGGGCAGACCUACACCACCAUGUUGCCAGGGUCCCCACCACCCGCGGGGCAUUCGGCAGUGGCCCUGGGACCCUCAAACAGCCCGCUUUUUGAAGGCCCCAUGCCCUGCUCCACCUUUCUGCCUCGCCAUGACCGCAGACUUGCAGUGGUAGAUCGCUGGAACAGGCCAAAACCAGAGAAGGUCAUGUGCGCAGGCAGUGGUGCGAGUUUGGGUGUUGGGGGGAUAGCAGGAGGCAUCACUGAACUCCAGGCCCAGCAACAGUACCAGCAGAACCUGGGACAACACUGGAAAGUGCCAGGCAGCGUCGCAGGGGGAGGCGGUGACAGCGGGCUCGAUGAGUACAAGCGUUACUAUGGUCCUAUAGAUCCAGAGGGGCUGGUAGCCAACUCAGACCAGCCGUUAGGAGGCACCCAACAGACUCCCAAGUCUAAUCCCAGAGGCCCCAAAGCCCCUGGAAUGCUACACCAGCCUCUGAAACGUCCUGGACCCUUAAUCGGUAAGCCCCCACCGCCAAUCCCUUCCUCUCCACGAAGGCCUUCUUUCUGGAGACGUGGAAGCCUUGCUCAGACAAGUAGGAAGAGCUCAGGAGGUCCUCUCUAUGAGAACAUCCUCCCUCUGGGGAGGAGAGGGGGUGGCAGGUAUGGAGCGAGCGAAGUAGGGGGAAGGAGGGGGCGACGUCCUCCUCCGCCCGUUCCCCUUUCUUCCCCAACACACACCCCUACCACCUCAUCCCCUUGCCGUUUCUACUCCACCUGCUCCAGCGCCUCAUCAUCUUCCACUUCCUCCUCGUCUUCCUCGUCCUCGUCUUCAUCCUCCGUCUCGGUCUCUCGCUCCAAUUCCCCGUCUUCUUGUUCCAGCGAAAGCUCGUACAACUCCUCAUUGAGCUUCCGCUAUCGAGCAGGGGAUCGCGAUUUCACGGCGGAGGAUGACUACGACUCGGAUCUACUCACGGAAGAGUCAAGUCUCCUCCUGGGAUCACGGCGGAAGGUUCGCUCCCGUCGCAUGUCGUCGCGCUCGUUGCCGUGCAGCCCGCCGCCGCCGCCCGUCCCGCCACGCAAGCCUCGCCCUCAGAGACAAUAUGGCCGCGAAAGGAGAAGCAGCCAGCUGGCACAGUUGCAGGAGUGGUGGGCGUCGUGGGCCGACAGAGAAAGGGGGAGGUCGGGGACGACCAGCCAGGGGGACAGGGGAGGGGGGCGAGAUAAGAGGCAGCGCAAAGAGAGGGAUCGUGAGAACAAGAGGAGGAAGAAGGGCAGGAAGAAGAAGAAGCGGGAAGACAGGGAAAGAGAGCGGGAGCGAAAGCGGCGCAAAGCCAAGAAGAAGAAAAAGAAAGAGGAGAAGGUGAAGAAAAAGGAGAGAAGGAGGUCAGAGCAGGAGGGAGGAGAUACUGACAAACGAGAGGAGGCCAAACCAGGCACACCUGACUACCCGUCGUAUCUUCACCUGAGGAGAGAAUCUUUUCGCAAAAAGAGUGAGAGCUCCAUCAGAAGCUACGGAUGGAACAUUCCGGGCGACGACGACAGAAAAGAAGGGGACGAAAGAGAUGAUGGGAAGGAGAAGCCCCACAGAUGCAGGAACAGCAAACACUAUCACUCCUCCAGCAAUAGGCCUUCAACAUCCGUCAAGUUCUCUGGAGGGAACAUCUCCUCCGACACCAUUCCUUCUGCUUUCCUUCCCUUGUUGCCAGUCUCCUCCAAAAGGAGGAAGAGUAAAAGCUCAGACAGGGAUGCUGUGGGAAUUGAAGGAGAAAGGAAGCCGUUGCUGGGACGGAAUGGCAGAGGUGAGUUGCACUCCAAAGAAGGUUUGUCCUUCCAUGAGUGGGAAUCAGAAAUAGAGGAGGAUGAAGAGUCUGAUCAAGAGAGAAGGAAAGACGAGCGUGGAAAGAGACAAACUAGGACCUUGUCUGACGAGGACAGAGAGCGUGACAAGGUGGUGGGGGUAUACUCUGACAAUGAUGGCUCCUCGGGGGAGUUUGGCAAGUUUGAGAGAUACUGGGAUGAUCAUGAUGGCAGGGCGGUGGGAGGCAUUGGAGGAGGGGGGUGGUUUUUUAGCACCUACCCCUCCAGGGACAAAGCAGGCAGCAUCAACAGUCGAGAUGAUCUGUUCCUGGAGCGAGGGGAGAGGUGGGGGACGGGAGAAAGUGGAUGGGGGUCCAGGGAAAGAGGGUGGGGGUCGGGGUCAUACUGGCCACCUUCUCCGCUCACGCCACCCCCACCUCGACGAUACUGGUCAGUCGACAAGCUCCACAUUCAGGAUGAGAAGAAGAAAAAACGGAAGUCAAAGGACAAGAGCAGAGGACACACAGGAUGUUCUUCCUGCCGCUCCCCCAGAGACCCUCCACUCUCGUCUAAUUGGACUCGAAUCACCUCACGCAGCCAAGAAGAGCUCUACCCCCAAUGCCAGAGUUUUGGUACCCCGAAGCCCAAACAGGACUCCUCAUUGUCCUCGAAGCCAGAUCGCUCACAAAAUCCGUCCAAAUCCGUGAGUCAGUCCAACCUUAGCAUCCAGCAGCGGACACAGCGGACAGACAGGGACAGAGCGAGACUUCCAUCUCCACCGUCUAACUUGCUCACCCCGCUUCCUGCUCUUCCAGCGCCGCCAUCAUCAGUCCACCCUAUCCACGCUCCUCCCCCUACCUCUUCCUCUUCCGUGUCCUCCCCCUCUGUGGUGUCAUCCACUCCGGGGGCCCCCCAGCCUUCCUCCAUCGCUUCUGCAAGUGCCAAACUGCAGUACCAGAGAUUGCGCUCAGUUCCUCAGCCUCAGAGGUUUCCUCAGUCUCCUCUGUUGCCUCUCAAAGCCAAGACCCUCUGCUCGCGAAGGGGCUCGGCCCAUUUCUCCAGCGUGGAGAGCGAGGUGUGAUGUUAGCGUGGUGAUGUGGGUCAGCAAAUACACACCGAGUCCUUCCUGAGGCUUUGCACAAAACAAGCAGAUGGUAGUUAGAAGGAAAACAGGAGCUGACUCUUUCAUUCCUCUCGGAACAAAAAACCCAUGGAAACAUUUUGCAUUAAAGUGGGGCAAUCAAUCUUCCCGGAUGAAGGACACUCCUUUGCUCCAGACAGUAAAGGGCUUUGGCGUUGGAGCAGAACAGUCAUUUGUAUUCAUCAUGCGUUCUGAGGGCUCAGGAACUUUCUAGUACUGUAUGCCUGCUGCUCCUGGAAGCCUUUAACACAACACUGUUCUUCUUUGCCCCUGAAACAAAUCGCUUAUCCCCACUUUUCCUUUUCCCUGAAAAACUGUUUACAUCCCCGCAGAACUGUGACGCCGAGCAGUGGCACUUUCCUUCCUCCUCGGUACCUUCUUGUUUGGAGGGAGAGAGGCCUGAUAACUUCUUUGUUUGCCAUCUUGUAUCCUCCUUCCUCUAGAACGUUCUCUGCUUUACCUUCCCCCGCCUCGUUCACUGUCGCCAUCUCCUCUCCUCGAUGUGAUUCUUGCGUCUUUGUGCUUUUCUGUGUUUGUAUUCUUGACAACAGGGUAAGUCAACUGUGACUGCUGGCUUCAUGAACAGUCGUAGCGCUCCCAAUUAGGCGGUACACGCACUGGCACACGCAUUAAAAGGGCACAUACUACAUGCUAGGGCGCUGAAUCAGGCUCAUCAUCUCUUGUUUCCCGAGCAAUACAUCCUUCACCCUACGUUUGCAUACGUGUUCCACUUUUGACAGCUUUGCUUUCCUCCUGUGUUGUUUGUCGUCGUCGAUAUUGAUGUUGAUCUAUAUAAAAUCUAUAUAUCCAGAAAUGUAUUGAGUCUAAUACAAUGUAAGCACUGUGCCAUACGACUGAAGCUUGAGUUCCCGUGAAACAUUCUCCGGACUACCUACUGACAAGCCCCUCGUAUUCCACUGAAUGUAGUCAGCCACUGACACGUGCGCCGCCACGAUUGCCACACUUGAAGAUGGAGGACGUAGUGUCAGGACAGCCUCACAAAGCUAAUGUGGUUGUUUUCCCAACAUCUAGAUUCUAGCCCACGUUUGCAGAGCAUUUAGCACGGCAGCAUGCCAGGCGGUGCUACGUAGUUAGACGAGGCCACAGGUUGUUGCAGGGAAAUACGUACAUGUAGCCUUAUGCUAACUGCUCCUGCCAUACACACAAAGGGUAAUGUUCCGUUUGGAGUACGUACGCUCUUUUAAUCAAUACAGUUUCAUUACAUGGGCUAAUUUGGAAGUGCCGUUUUGAUGUCAAAGAGACAGUGCCUAUGUGGGAUGCUAGCUAGCAGUCGAGUGGCGUACUGUACAGUGUGAAUGACACAGCGGCUCCUCCUGCCAACUUUUUAAAAAUCUUUCUCACCUCCUGAACGAGCAGUUUUUUUAACCCACAAGCAAGCUGACACCAGCAGCUACACUCCCAGCAAAUAACGAGCCCCCGAGUAGCCGCCAUACAUGGGCAGGACGCUUUGGCGCCACAUGUUGAGUUUGCCUGGAACUGCAUCUGAGCCAUUAUUUACAAAAACAAGAGUUACGGUUUUGUAAAGGUGUGAAGAGUUGAUCUGCCUAAAUGUAAGUCUACAUACAUAUAUUUACUUAUGUAUCUGUGGCAGUGCUGUUAUCGUUUCUCAUCAUCACGUGAUAAAACCUCCAAAAAGACAGACCUCCCCCAAGGCUCCGCACCUUCAUGGCCUGUGUGGAAGGAUCGAAAGAAGCAUUUUUCUUUAGUGGCCAGCAGCUGGUGUUUACUUUUGAAAAUGGUGGCCCGUCCCCGCCCCGCCUUAUUUUGGUCUUGGUGUGGUCUUCUUGCAACGCUUUAAAAAAGAAGAUGAAUAUGUGAUCUAUUUGUUUGUCUAGAUAUAUAUAAUAGUAUAUGUUCUAUAAUAAGUUUGUCUAUAAUCUGGAUGAAGCUCUUUUUGUGUGUUUGUCCCCGUCCGGACCCCCUUGAGCCCCCACCAGAGAGACCACUAUGUAACUGUGUUCUUGCUUGAGGUUGUCAGCCAGUGACGGUGGGGCAGCGGGGUGCCAGUGUCUUAUGACCCUUUCACUGUAGCGGCGAGCGGCGUUUGUCCACCUCGAGGGGCCUUUUUCUUCGCUUGACGUCAUUUUGAGGAUAAAGCAGCUUUUUAACCACGCGCCCUCUAAACGGCAUGUAGCGAGCAGCCUUUUGCAUACGUCAGAAGCUUCGCUGUGACACCAUGCCCCCUCCCUUGCCCCCAACCCCCAGCUGCUGCGCAAACAAAAAUGACAAACACUGUUUCCUGUCUUCGUUCAUGUGAGGGGGCGGGGCUUCCUCUGAGGCUUCAACUGGUCACAGCAGGGCACUUUUUACAUUUGAAAAUAUAAAUUAUAUAUAUAUAUAUAUAUAUAUAUAUAUAUAUAAAUAAACAUCUUUAUUCAAAUAUAGAACGUCUUUAAGAAGACAAUACACGUAUGAGCCCUGGCGCUACCACUUCUAGCCUGCAGGGGGAGACUGCUGAUGACUGGAUGAUGCUAGAGAUGAUGCUCCAGAUUGUCUCACACACACGAGCGAGGAUGAUGACAGUCAUGUGAUGACGGAUGAUUUUAAUAAAUAACUAUAUCAAAAUUAUGCAUUGUCUCUUUUACACCUUCUCAAUAGAUAACUUCCUCACGUGAUGCUUUCACACACACACAGCAUACCAUGCAGUGUUGUGACACAAAGUCACAACUAUUCACUUGUAACCACACACACACACACACACGCACACACGCUGGUGUGUUAUGACCUUACCUUCUAAUCCAAGGGUGUCCAAAGUGCAAUCCGGGGACCAUUUGCAGCCCUCGUCAAUUUUUUUUAUUGGACCAUGGGACAUUCCAAAAAUACAAUUGAAAAAGGAAAAGAAAACGGCGAACAUGGAAAAAAAACACUACAAUAAAAAGGUGACGCAUUAGAAGAAUAAAGCCAUAUUACAGAAAAAAAGCUGUCAUUUUAUGAGGAAAAAACAUUAAAAUAAAAAAUAUAUACAGUUAAAUUAAAAUAAAAGUUGAAAGAUUAAAGAAAAAAGACAUAUUACUUUUUGGUCCAGCGGUGUCCAGAGUGCGACCCGGGCGCCAUUUGCUGCACGUGUCAAUUUUUUUUUUAUUGGCCGUUCUAAAAAUAUGAUUACACAAGAAAAAUAAAAACAGUAAAGUUGAAAUAUUAGAAGAAUAAAGUCCGAGAAAAAAAGUUUGUAACUUGACAAGAAUAAAGUGGUAAUUUUAGUUAAAAAAAAGACAAUGGUUCAAAUAAAAAAUGAAUUAUAAAUAAACUAAAGAUACUGUUAGGGUUGGCCACAGCCAAGAGAACUGGAUCCCAACUGCAGAAACGAGACAGUCGGUGUAAUAAAAAUGUACUAACAAAAGGUGACCACACAGUGGAAAAGUACAAAAAACACAAAAAUGCAAAGUACAACAAAAGGGUCCCGCACCUAGUCACGGUGAAAAACUAAGAACGCUGCCGAGCACGGAUAACUAGCAGGGAAAAACUAGACGAACUAAGGGAGCUGCAGAAAGGUAGCAGAGAAAAAAAUACAAACUGAAAAUGCUGCUGAGAGCCUAGCAGGAAACACAGGCUAAUAAUAGCACUCACCGCUGCAGGAAAAAGCCUGGCAGGGAACACAAGAAAUGGGCCGCAUGGUGACCAAGCGGUGAGCAUGUUGGCCACACAGGAAGAUCUGGGUUCAAAUCUCUGUUCGGCAUCUCUGUGUGGAGUUUGCAUGUGGGUUUUCUCCAAGUGCUUCGGUUUCCUCAUGGCCACCAGUCCAGGGUGUACCCAGUCUCUCGCCCGAAGUCAGCUGCCAGCCAGCAUACCCGCGGCCCUAGUGUGGACAAGCCGCAUAGAAAAUGGAUGGCAAAAAACGACCAGAGAGGAGGAACUACAACGCUGGGUAGAUAACAAUCUGGCAAAGAGGAGCAGCCACAAGGCAGCUUAAGAAGGCAGGCUGCAUAGGUGUGUCAAUUAGCUCCUCCCGCUAGACUCAGUAGUGUGCUGCAACACGUGGCCGAUAGAGGGCAGCA
This is a messenger RNA of Dunckerocampus dactyliophorus (ringed pipefish), 10385 nucleotides long. RefSeq names its product glutamate receptor, ionotropic, N-methyl D-aspartate 2D, a (gene grin2da). The transcript has 19 exons. Gene Ontology annotation, biological process: monoatomic ion transport; synaptic transmission, glutamatergic; long-term synaptic potentiation. NCBI's taxonomy places the organism in Eukaryota, Metazoa, Chordata, Actinopteri, Syngnathiformes, Syngnathidae. Gene Ontology annotation, molecular function: NMDA glutamate receptor activity; transmitter-gated monoatomic ion channel activity involved in regulation of postsynaptic membrane potential. The record is from RefSeq and is a predicted model, not a curated record. Gene Ontology annotation, cellular component: postsynaptic membrane; postsynaptic density membrane; plasma membrane. The coding region runs from base 484 to 6309 and encodes 1941 amino acids.